UUUCAAUUUCAUUUUAGUCACAAUGUUGCAAUGGCUGAAGAUUCUGUUGGCCCUUGAAUUUGUAUUCGCUUUGCAAGAAAUAGAAGAUCCGGGACAACAGGAUAUAUCUUGGUGGCAGAGCAAUUUCUUUCAGUCUCACUGGCAGCAACGUAAACAUUUCACAGAACCGACGAACAAGAGAAAGAGGAUUAUGGAAGUCGAACGUAAGGUGUAUCCUUGCUACUGCUACAAACCGAAACCACAAAAGGAAGGUCACACCACACCAAAAUAUGAGAAGUAUAUGACAGAGACCAAGGAUUUAUUUUUCUUAAAUAAAUAAUAUAUAUAAUAUGUAUUCGUAAUGUGGAAAAAAUUUACGUCACGUUAAUAAUAAUAUAUUUU
Molecule: messenger RNA, 381 nt
Organism: Drosophila sulfurigaster albostrigata
Lineage: Eukaryota; Metazoa; Arthropoda; Insecta; Diptera; Drosophilidae
Exons: 2
Coding region: 23-319 (98 amino acids)
Source: RefSeq, a predicted model, not a curated record